Pipistrellus nathusii (Nathusius's pipistrelle) is the source of this 339-nucleotide messenger RNA. Lineage: Eukaryota; Metazoa; Chordata; Mammalia; Chiroptera; Vespertilionidae. The record is from the annotation of a GenBank genome assembly.
AUGAUGUUGAUGUUUGCUUUACUAUUUAAGGGUGUUGCUGAUAAAUUAACUUGUACUUCUGUAUUUAAAAAUUACAGCUUCUUCCCCCUAGUCAAAUUCUUUACCAUGUUGUUCACAUUUCUGUGUAAUCUGUGGAAGCGCAGUGUGUUAGUAAUUUGCAUUCUAACUGAUGCUAAUGUGCUGAUGCUCCCAAUCAGUGGCUUACAAAAGUUUAAGGAUUAUGUAUUUAUUAUUAAAGUUUCAGCUAAAAGGCAUAAGAAGAGUCAGACUUGGUGUGAUGGCUUUGUGAACACCACAAGCCUCUUGGUGAUGGUUAGCUUCUUUAGGUCGUUGAAAUAA